AUGAAAAAAAUGGAUUGUAAAUGCUCGGUCGAAAGUAUCGAUCAAAUCCGAGAUACUAAAGUGCAAAAGAGGAAGUCUACCGAAUUUUUGAAUAUGUCUACAUUGAUGGAUAGCAAAGUAGAACCGUUAUUCCAUUUACCGAAAGAAUUGAUCGAUUGUACAAAAUUCAAAAAGAAGAAAACCGAACAAACCAACGUACGAAAGACAUCGUACACGAUGCGUCGAUUUAAAAAGGAAAAAUUUCGUAGAUAUUUAGUCGGCUUGAUAAUGAAGCCGGAAUUAUCGAAAAUGAAUGAGGAUUUACAGAUCGACAAAAGUAUAAAUAGAUAUUAUUAUUACAUCUCUCACGGUGUCGAUACGACUCAAAUAGCACGAAUUCAAGAGAGUGUUUUGAAUAAAAUAUUGAGAUUAGUUCCGCAUAAAUUGCUCAACAGAUUCGUCGACUACACGAAUAAAUUGUUGAUGGAAAUAGAAGAAGAUUUUUCGAGGAAUAUAAAGAGGGCCGUAUUAGAAUCAGCAUUGUUGAAUCCUUACGAGGAAGAUCUACAUUACAAGGAUGAAACCCCGGUGGUUCGAGUCGAUACUCAAUGUAUCGAACGAUACAGAUAUAUUCUAGAAAAGAAUAUACAUUUGAUAAAUCCAUGCAUGAGUAUGACUUUGGAACAAUGGUUCGUCGAUUACGAGUACGUAAUUACAGAUUUGCUUCCACUUAUUCCGAAUACAUUGAUACAUCUACAUCUAUUUUUCAGGACUUUUCGCCUAUUUAACUUGGAAGACAUCGUCUCGCAGAAGGAGAGUUGGGAUUUAAUAGAUUUUCAGAAUUUAAUCCUUCGACAAAUCGCUAGAGCGAAGCGCCAUUUGUAUAAGUUUUGGUACAGUGGUAUACAGAAUAUAUAUUUCGAGAAUAAUAAGAAGAAUUUCGUGCCUAGUCCUUUGCAACGUAAGCGCUUUAAAAGAUUUUUCGAUUGCACUGCAACGUUGAUGGAGUCUCAACUGUUGGAAGUGUGCGAGAAAACCCUUCAGGAUUUUAUGAAAUACAUCGUUACGUGCGCGCCUUCCACUCCUACUUUUAAAAUAAAUUUAGUAAUACAAUCGAAGAAUUUGGUAUUCGAACCGACGUUCGAACAAUUUAAAGAAACGUUUUACAAUAUUAUAGACAAUUUUUGCGAGACGGUGCAAAAUUUCGAAAGACUCGAAACUCAACUUUAUAUUGGUUGGGGCGGUCCGCAAACAUUUCUUAAGGUAUUCAAGAAGCAGAGAGAGAGAGAGAGAGAGGCUGUUAUUUUAUCUAGAAAACACUAUGAUUUUUCAUUUUUACUCUUUUAGCCGAACAUAUCAGAGACUAUGAUCGAAGAAUUGAAAAAAGAAAUUUGCGAUUUGAUUGAAAGAUUAAGGCUUGUUCCGGAA
Vespula vulgaris is the source of this 1407-nucleotide messenger RNA. RefSeq names its product dynein axonemal heavy chain 7-like. The record is from RefSeq and is a predicted model, not a curated record. NCBI's taxonomy places the organism in Eukaryota, Metazoa, Arthropoda, Insecta, Hymenoptera, Vespidae. The transcript is spliced from 5 exons. Bases 1 to 1326 code for a protein of 441 amino acids.